Triticum turgidum subsp. durum (durum wheat) is the source of this 2526-nucleotide messenger RNA. NCBI's taxonomy places the organism in Eukaryota, Viridiplantae, Streptophyta, Magnoliopsida, Poales, Poaceae. The record is from the annotation of a GenBank genome assembly.
AUGGACCUCGCGACGGGGGCCAUGGGUAGCCUGCUCCUCAAGCUUGGUGAGCUCCUCAUGGAGGAGUACAAGCUGCAGACCGGCGUCAAGGAAGAUGUUGAGUAUCUCAAGAGAGAGCUGACAAGCAUGUAUGCUGCCCUCUGCAAGGUGGGGGGCGUGCCGCGAGACCAGCUCGAUGAGCAGGUCAAGCUCUGGGCGAACGAAGUCAGGGAUUUAUCGUUCAUAAUGGAGGACAUCGUCGACAAGUUCCUCGUGCGCAUCGAGGGAGCUGAGCCUGCCAUCAAGCCAAAAAAACUCAAGAAGCUCAUGAAGAAGAUGGGAAACUUGUUCAGCAAGAGCAAGACUCGCCAUGAGAUCUCCGAUGAGAUCAAAGACAUCAAGGUCCGUGUCAAGGAGGCGGCUGACCGACGUGAUAGGUACCGGGUGAAUGACGUUGUUGUUAAUCCAGUUGGCACAGUCACUGUUGACCCUCGCCUAUUGGCUCUGUACAAGGAUCAGAAAGAGCUCGUUGGUAUUGACGAUUCAUUGAACAAGCUAAGAAAGAUGAUGAGUGAUGGGGAUGGUAAUGCAUCCAAGCAACUCAAGAUACUCUCUAUUUUUGGAUUCGGAGGCCUUGGCAAGACAACUCUUGCCAAAGCAGUGUAUGACAAGCUUAAAGUGCAGUUUGAUUGCAGUGCUUUUGUUCCGGUAGGACGGAACCCUAGCGUGAAGAAAGUUCUUAAUGACAUACUCCUUGAAAUUGAUGGGCAAAAGUACUUGGAGUUGGAUGAAAGGCAGCUAAUCAACAAACUCAAAGGAUUACUCGAGAACAAAAGGUACUUGAUUGUCAUCGAUGACAUAUGGGAUAAAAGAACAUGGGAACUAGUCAAGACCGCUUUGGUGUGUAAUAAUAAUGGAAGCAGGAUAAUCACAACUACUCGUAUACUCAAAGUUGCCACAGCGAGUAGUGAAGUAUACAAGCUACAACCACUUUCUCCUUAUCUAUCCAAGGAGUUAUUUCAUAGAAGACUAUCUUGUGAUGAAAUAGAAUGGCCUAAUCAUCUGCUGACAGAGGUAUACGAUAAGAUUUUACAUAAAUGUGGUGGUGUACCAUUGGCUAUAAUCACAAUAGCUAGUUUGCUUGUCGGUAAACCUGUGGAUUUUUGGUCUAAGGUACACACUUCAAUUGGUUUUGGGCAUGAAGAAAACGAAGACGUGGAGAACACGAGACAAAUACUUUUAUUUAGCUAUUAUGAUCUACCUUUUCACCUAAAGACUUGCUUAUUGUAUCUAAGCAUAUACCCCGAAGAUCAUCUGAUUGAAAAAGAUAGUUUGAUAUGGAAGUGGGUCGCCGAAGGUUUUAUCCAUGAGGAACCAGGGGUAGGACUAUUCGAGAUUGGUGAGAGGUACUUCAACGAGUUGGUGAACAAAAGCAUGAUAAUGCCGGUAGAGGGGUCCCUGUAUCUUGGCAUCAAAAGGCUUGUUGGCAUCAUAACUGGAUGUCGCAUCCAUGACAUGAUUUUGGAUAUGAUAUGCCUAUUGUCAAAUGAACAAAAUUUUGUUACUGUAUUAGAUAAUAAUGAGCAAUAUACAACUUCACAUUGCAAUGCUCAUAGGCUAGCCGUUCAUCGUAGAGUCCAACCCUUGGCUAGCACAUCUACAUCACGAGCAAGGUCACUUAGUGCCAUGUGCAACGCUGAGAUGUUGCCAUCACUUUCAUGCUUUGAAGUUUUGCGUGUCCUAUCUUUAGAAGGCCCCACUAAUUCGUGCAACACCAAUCAUCUUGAGCAUGUUGGAAAGCUAGUUCACCUGAGGCACCUGAAACUAGCAAGCAUGGGCGUCUGUGAGGUCCCAAAGGAAAUAGGAUAUCUGAAGUUCUUGGUGGUAUUGGACUUGGGUCGAAAUAGCAUAAGUGAACUUCCAGAGAGUAUUGGUCGACUAAGUAAACUCAAGUGCUUGAACAUCUGUGAAACAGACAUUGAAGUGCCAUAUUGGAUCACAAAUCUGACUUCUCUGGAAGAGCUAUGUCUAUAUAAAGUUGAUGAGCAAUCGAACUUUGUGACAGAGCUGGGCAAGUUGAUAGAGUUGAGGAAGCUCCGCAUUUCUAACACUUUAGAACUAUGGAGUGACAGCGCAAGGAGUGUUUGGGCGGAGUCUAUAGCUAACCUGAAUAAGAUCCAAGUCAUUGACAUUAAUCUUAUUGGUUCGUUUAGAGUUCCUGGUGAUGAGAGCCCCUGGAAACGGUAUGCCCUCUCUCCACAACUCCGUGUUCUACACAUGGCCUAUGGAGAACCUGGGCUAGUUGCAAGGAUCAAUCCACGGCUUCUUCCAAACCUCUCCCAUUUGGAACUAUUUGUAUACACUUCGGAACUGGGGGUCUUUGGAAGUUUCCGAGAGCUUGUUACCCUCAAGCUAUGCACGUGGUCAGCUCUCCACCAUGACACCAUGGGCGGUGCAGGUGCGUUCCCCAAGCUGAGGGUAUUCAAGACAGAAGCAACAAUUGGCUCGUUUCUAGAGGGAGAUAUGCCCAUCCUUGAAUCUCUCUAG